Molecule: messenger RNA, 2368 nt
Organism: Owenia fusiformis
Lineage: Eukaryota; Metazoa; Annelida; Polychaeta; Sabellida; Oweniidae
Source: the annotation of a GenBank genome assembly
UUGCAUCUGGUUCCAGGAAAAGAAGGUACGAAUAGUAUCAGACAAGUGGCAUGGCUGUACAAUGCAAGUGCUUUCCUAUAUCGAGAGGGGAAGAAAUACACAACGGCAGAUGGGACGUUGAAGUUACUGGGAUACUCUACAAACACAGGCCAAGAUAAGAUAGGCCAUUGGGAUGAGAUGAUAUUUCAUUAUGCGCCCAUGACGAAUACACUUGACCAAAAGGAGGCCAUGACAGCAAGCAUCAGAUCAUAUGGCAACCCACCUGCUGUAAUGUUUAGCCAGUUAUUUUUGGAAAGGGUAUCUGGUAGUAGUUCAGGAAAUCAUGACCAAGUUGUAUCGAGCUUUCCAAACUUUAGAACUGAUGUCGCCAAGGGAACUCUAGGAUUCCUUUCAAUGGGUGGCUCGAUGACUGGAGAUACACAUAAACAGAUGGGACUCUUCCACAAUAUGACGACCAAUAUCAAUGGUGGUAUCGGUGGAGGACCCCUUGUGCUAUUUGACAAAAACGACCAAGUCCUCAUUCAAGCUCCUUACAAUCAAUUCAUGGCAGCCUCGCUUUGGGUUGAAAACAAGGGCACCAACAGUUUGAACUGGGGCAUUAUGGGACAGGUUGACGAAAUCCCAGCGGGAUUUUAUUCAUCGUUUAUCCUCUAUUAUGGCAAUAAAGGAAUUAACCAAGCCGUUGAGGACUGGGGUGGUCUAAUGAGGAAGACCUACGACAAGACACUGAAUUACAUGAAGUCAGACCUCACCAUCAACUACCUCGGCUACUGGACAGAUAAUGGAGCAUUUUACUACUAUCACACCGAGGACAACAAAAACUACCAGCAAACUCUCCUUGAUGUCAAAGCUUAUGCUGUCAACAAGAGCAUACCAUAUAGAUACAUCCAGUAUGACUCAUGGUGGUACCCUAAAGGCCCUGGAGGUGGCGUAGAGACUUGGGUAGCUAUGGACUCUAUAUUUCCCGAUGGUCUCCAGAAGUUUUAUGAUGCUACUGGUUGGCCCGUAUCCGCACACAACAGAUGGUGGUCUCCCAAAACGACAUACGCCAAACAAAAUGGUGGUGAUUUUAACUUCAUUGUAGAAGCAAAGAAGGCAAUUCCUGUAGAUAUGGGUUUCUGGGAUUAUCUGAUGAGGGAAUCCAAGAAAUGGGGUUUAGUAAACUACGAGCAAGAUUGGUUGGACGUGGAAUUUGGCGGAUUGAAUGCUACGCUGACUGAUAUCAACCUUGGUCGCACAUGGCUUCAUCAAAUGGGCAAAGCGGCCCAGGAAAAUGGUCUUACUAUUCAAUACUGUAUGUCGAAUCCCAGACAUAUUCUUCAGAGUCUGGAGAUUCCAGUUGUUACACAGGCCCGAGUAAGUGAUGAUUACCAUCCAGGAAAUAGCCAAUGGAAGAUAGGGAUAUCCUCUAUGUUUGCCAAUGCUCUUGGUUACGCCCCCUUUAAAGACAACUUCUGGACGACAACCGUUCAGCCUGGCACAUCCUAUAAUCAGGGUGCAGCUACAGAGCCAAACGUUGAACUUCAAACAACUGUUGCAAUUUUGAGUACUGGUCCAGUUGGUCCAAGUGACAAGAACAACUAUACAGAUAUAGACCUUCUCAUGCGGUGCUGUGCUAACGAUGGACUUAUACUAAAACCAUCAAGACCAGCCAUAGCGAUCAAUGACCAAAUUCUAAUGAAUGCGUGGGGUAACCCUAUUGGUGAAGUAUGGUCCACGUAUUCAGACAUAGCUGGUUGGAGGUUUGGAAUAAUACUUGCUGCAGAGAUGUUGCAGGACUACACCAUUGGACCAAUGGCUGCUGGAUUUGGAGAUGAUUUCCCCAAAAGUAAAAUAUUUGGCUCGACAAAAACGAUGGAAUUCUCUGAGACGAGCAAGCUAUUGAUACCCGCAAAACAGUGUACAACAAAGACUCCUUGUGUGUAUUGGACAACACCUGUCUUUACCAUAAAUGGCGAUGAGAUCCUUAUCAUCGGUGAGCUGGAUAAAACAGUUCGAAUGUCUCCUCAACGGGUCACCAACAUCAAUGUGACACCAAAUGACAUAGAAAUACAUAUUAAGGGCAGCUACCAAGAGAGCGUUCGAUUUGUGUAUACCAGAAAUGGCCAUGCAUUCGACAUAACAUGUGUUUUGCCUAUGAGUGGAAAAACUGUGAUAGAUCCUAUUUUGAACAUGUGUAUUAAUGAUUAGAUCACUAAUGCAUCAGAUUAGACAAUAUCGAAAAUAGACCAUGUUUACUACUUAUGUUAUGUUAACCCUCAACUACAUGUAAUAUCAAAGAUUAAAAUAAUUUUAUACAUUUGAUUUAUAGAUGUCAGUUGUGCAUUUGAUUCACACAACCCCGGAUAUCAAGGAGGAUUGGCUCCCA